UGAUUACCACCUUAUGUAAAUCUUCCCAUACUCAUUGGUUCCGCUUGAGCUCUGCAGGUUGAGGUGAGAGUGUUUCUCAUCACCAUCAUCAGCUGGGAGGUUUAAAAGGGGCAUGCUGCCAGCACUUCGACGCCUGAGUGUUUUGCCUUUGUGUUCAGUUUCUAGACCAAGCUCAAGCUCCUGUGGAGAACUUACCCGACCACGCCUUCCACGCCAAGACUUCAAGUUUGGAUCCCACGUCAAGUUCCAGCAGGCAGCAACUGAACUCCUUACCUCCAGCUUCCACCGAGCGAACCCUGUCCACCCUCCCGCGAGUGGCACCUCAGGACUCCGUCCUAAAGAAGAAGCACCAGAUCUAAGUUCUGAUUCCAGAAAGGAAGGUCAGCAGAAUCUACGUAACCCAGGCUCACUAAGGCUUACCAGACCCGGAACGUUAUUCCUCCCGACGGACCAUCCACUACUGCAAACUGUAAGCAGUAGGAUGGUGUCUGGAGAGGCAGGAGGGCACAGCUACUUGGUGGCAUGCUGGCAGCCCAUCCUGAUCCUGAUGCUGGGCACUGUCCUUUCAGGUUCCACUACUGGCUGCCCUUCAAAAUGUGACUGCAAUGGCCAGGAGCGUUCCGUUGUCUGUCAUCGAAGAAGGCUGGCAGCUCUUCCAGAGGGCAUCCCUACUGAAACAAGAUUACUAGACCUCAGCAAAAACCGUCUGAAGACUCUGGGGCCUGAGGAGUUCAUUAAUUACCCUCAGCUGGAGGAGCUGCAACUGAACGAAAACACUAUAUCAUCCAUCGAGCCCGGGGCUUUUAGCAACCUAAUGAACCUUCGAACUCUAGGCUUGCGCAACAACGAGCUAAAGCUCAUUCAGCUAGGAGUGUUCACAGGCCUGACCAAUCUCACACAGUUGGAUAUAAGUGAGAACAAAAUUGUAAUUUUGCUUGACUAUAUGUUCCAAGAGCUGUACAACCUGAGGUCUUUGGAAGUUGGGGACAAUGACCUAGUCUUCAUAUCGCACAGAUCAUUUCAUGGUCUCAGCAAUCUCGAAAGCCUCAACAUUGAAGGGUACAAACUGAGCUCAGUUCCCACUGAUGCCCUUAGCCAUGUUCAUAACCUGUUAUCACUUCGAUUACGUUAUCUGAACGUCACUGACAUAAGGGACUUCUCCUUUAAAAGGCUGUAUCGACUGAGAGUACUGGAGAUUGCUCAUAUGCCUGCCUUGAAUAUUAUGGCCUCACAAAGCCUGUAUGGACUUAACCUCACAUCAUUGUCUAUCUCAUACUGUAAUCUGUCUGCCAUCCCCUAUGAAGCCAUCAGUCAUCUCAGAUAUCUCCGGUUUUUGAAUCUGUCUUUCAAUCCUAUUCAUACUGUUGAAGGAAACCGACUCUUUAGUCUACAAAAGCUCCAGGCAUUUCACUUAGCUGGCGGAGAAUUGGUGGCUAUUGAGCCUUACUCUUUCCGUGGACUCAACCACCUCCGUAUUCUUAAUGUGUCAAGAAAUAGCUUGAGCACCCUUGAGGAAUCUGUUUUUCACUCAGUGGGAAACCUGGAGACCCUGGCUUUGUAUGAAAACCCUCUGGCUUGCGACUGCCGCUUGCUAUGGGUCUUCCGCCGGAGGUGGAGGCUUAACUUUAACAAACAGCAGCCCAUUUGUGCUUCACCUGAGAUUGUGCAAGGAAAAGAGUUCAAAGAUUUCCCAGACGUACUGCCUCCUGACUACUUCAUAUGUCAGAAAUCAAAGAUUGUGGAUUACAAGGUUCUGGAAAACCAUGUGGAUGAAGGAACUACUGUUCAUUUCACUUGCAAGGCUGAGGGUGAUCCCGCUCCAGUGAUAAUGUGGCUAUCGCCCAAGAAGGAGUACAUUACUACAAAGACUAUGGGGUCAAGACUUUCUGUAUCCAGAGAGGGUACACUGGAGGUACGCUAUGCCCAGAUCCAGGACAAUGGCACUUACACGUGCAUUGCAAGCAAUGCAGCUGGCAAUGACACCAAAGCUGCUCACCUUUUUGUGCACAGCUACUCCCCGAAUUGGCCCCACCAGCCAAACAAGACAUUUGCUUUUAUUUCCAACCAGCCCAGUGAUGAAGGUGCUAAUGUGACCAGGACCACAGUUCCAUUCCCAUUUGAUGUGAAGACACUUAUCAUUGCUACUACCAUGGGCUUUAUCUCUUUUCUUGGCGUGGUCCUCUUCUGUCUUGUAAUAUUAUUCCUCUGGAGCAGAGGGAAAGACAACACAAAGUCAAGCAUUGAGGUUGAAUAUGUGCCACGUAAAGAGGACACAGAGGAGGCCAGUCCAACUGAGGCACCUGUACAAUUCAACAUGAAAAUCAUGUGAACUCUUAAAGGAGGUCAUGUAAGCUUACAAACUGCAGUCAGGAUGCAUACUGUUCUUGUCUAAAACAUGUAAUCCGUUUGUGAGCAAUAGCACAGCAGCAAAUGUAUCUAGACACUAUACCUUUGACAUUUUGUUUAAUUCAGGGACUGAAUCUUUAAAAAUAAAUGUUGGACAUUGCUUCAGAUUUCUGUACAUGUAUGUACUGUACAAUAUGUUAACAUGCACAUAAUUACAUGAUUUCUGUGUGGUACCAAAAACAGAUUACAUAUGAAUAAAGCACAGUUACAGUAUAUGACAAGCAGAUUACUACAGUGAAGAAGUUGAAUAUUAUUUUGGGUAUAUUCUUUGUUUCUGUUGGCUAUUUUAAAGUUGUUAAAAGCACAGCAACCUGUUAUAUGAGCCCAUACUUUCUUGCCUGAAAUACUGAGAUCAAAGCAAUCUUUUUUUUGUUUUUUCAGUCAAAGGCAAAGUACAACACAAGAGCUUUCCUUUUAGGUUGCCAUAUUUUUUUUUACAAAUUAUACAUGUACUUUGAAGAAAUAGACCCUACAAUUGCAAAAAACAAAGACUAAAAAAGUACUUAUGGCUUUCAGUAGUGUAAUUUCAUAUAAUAAACAACAUACAGCGGUUUGUUAAUUAUGGACAGAACAGUCUGUCAACAGUGGCCUUUCCAAUAUUUUUCAAAAUCAUUUAAUCAGUUGAUUAAAAUUGCUCCCAUCUCUCUCAAAAGGUGAGGCAUUUGGCUAACCUGGUGACGUUACAGUUGAAAGUGUGCAUGUUACCACACUAGAUGAGAAAAAAAUAACUUUCUGCUCCUCUCUGUCAGCAAAGGAAGAUUGUCAUUAAAUGUAUUUAAAUGUUGUGAUAUACAUACCUUUUCUGUAUUUUAUUCUUCCGUGUAUAUUACGCUAUUGCAUAAUAGUAAUGCUUUUGAUAGCUGUGGGUUUUGAGCAAUCCAAAGAGCAGAGUAAAAUAUUCAGUAAACAUGUUUUUGAUGUAUUUAACUGAAAAAGGGUGUAACUGCUUUUAGCACACAACAACACUCUUGAAAAUAUUCUGAGUAAAAAUCUUUAAAAUACAACAAUGUUGAUUUGUUCCUAUUUGACUGUUUAGAUGUCACCACAAAAGGUAGUGACAUUAUUUACUUGUUGCCUUAAGAACCAAUUUUCCAAUUUUCUCCUAAGCAAUACUCAAUAUUUAUAUGUAAUAUGGAGUUACAGGUUUCAUAAGGAUUUUAUGUUGUCCAAUUUAUUUCACAGUCAAGGUCUGCUCUUAAAAUAAUGAGUUCAUUAACCUCUAAAUACAUGUUGAAAAGCGAUGGGCAAAUGGAAAUUCUAUUAAAAUAAAGGACAUUUUAUACAA
Messenger RNA from Girardinichthys multiradiatus, 3691 nucleotides. It is a transcript of the gene lingo1b, whose product is annotated as leucine rich repeat and Ig domain containing 1b. The record is from RefSeq and is a predicted model, not a curated record. Bases 113 to 2329 code for a protein of 738 amino acids. Gene Ontology annotation, cellular component: extracellular matrix. Gene Ontology annotation, molecular function: protein binding. The transcript is spliced from 4 exons. Lineage: Eukaryota; Metazoa; Chordata; Actinopteri; Cyprinodontiformes; Goodeidae.